ACAAAAUAAGUGAUGAGCACUGGCUAGACAGACGUAUCUAACAAUGUCAGUCACUGUUGAUCACAAAGGUUUCAAAUGUGAAGUCUGCUUUAAAUGUUUCCCAACCAAGAGAAAGUUAGAAGUACAUAUUCGCGUGCAUACUGGAGAGACACCUUUCAAAUGUGAAAUGUGCACAAAAUGUUUUACGUGUAAAUCCUACUUAAGAAAGCAUAUGUCCAUUCAUAAUAAUGAAAAAGGUUUCAAAUGUGAAGUUUGCACAAAACGUUUUGCUCGCAAAUGCAGCUUAAAACAGCAUAUGCUUAUUCAUACAGGUGAAAAGCCCUUUAAAUGUGAAGAGUGCACAAAGAGUUUUACAAACAAUGAUUCCUUAAAACGGCAUAUGUUGAUUCAUACUGGUGAAACACCUUUCAGAUGUGAAGUGUGCACAAAAUGUUUUACAUACAGCUCCACCUUAACACGGCAUAUGUUGAGUCAUACUAAUGAAAAGACGUUAAAAUGUGAGCUGUGCACAAAACGUUUCAAACACAAUAUAAACUUAAAAUACCAUAUGCAGAUUCAUACUGGUCAAAACCCUUUCAAAUGUGAACUCUGCACAGAAUCUUUUAGAAAUGGUUACCUUUUAAAGCAGCAUGCAGCGAUUCAUUCUAAUGAAAGACCUUACGAAUGUGAACGUUUAAGACUGCAUAUGUUUUGUCAUUCUGAUGAAAAACGUUUCAGAUGUGAAGUGUGCACAAAACGUUUUACACGCAGUUCCUGCUUAAAAGUGCAUAUGUUGAUUCAUACCGGUGAGAAACGUUUCAAAUGUGAAGUGUGCACGAAACGAUUUGCAUCCAGUGGCACGUUAAAACAGCAUAUGUUCAUUCAUACUGGUGAAAAACCUUACAAAUGUGAAAUGUGCACAGAAUGCUUUACACACAAUACCAGCUUAAAACGCCAUAUGUUGCGACAUACUGGUGACUAA
Messenger RNA from Gigantopelta aegis, 961 nucleotides. Its product is annotated as zinc finger protein 737-like. Gene Ontology annotation, molecular function: RNA polymerase II cis-regulatory region sequence-specific DNA binding; DNA-binding transcription activator activity, RNA polymerase II-specific. The transcript has 2 exons. Gene Ontology annotation, biological process: regulation of transcription by RNA polymerase II. The record is from RefSeq and is a predicted model, not a curated record. Lineage: Eukaryota; Metazoa; Mollusca; Gastropoda; Neomphalida; Peltospiridae. Bases 44 to 961 code for a protein of 305 amino acids. Gene Ontology annotation, cellular component: nucleus.